This is a messenger RNA of Neurospora hispaniola, 506 nucleotides long. RefSeq lists its product as uncharacterized. The record is from RefSeq and is a predicted model, not a curated record. The coding region runs from base 171 to 458 and encodes 95 amino acids. Lineage: Eukaryota; Fungi; Ascomycota; Sordariomycetes; Sordariales; Sordariaceae. The transcript has a single exon.
GCCGAGGUGAGAGUCUCAUAACCUACCUUUGGCCGCCUUUUUGGCAAUCUCACUCUGAGCAGUCUCGUCGUCCGAGAGCACGUAUUGCAGGGCCCAAUCCUUGAAACUCGACAUGUUGAAAAGAUUGAGAUGGAGGUGGUAGUGGUGAUGGUGAUGGUACUUGACGUUAUAUGUUGUCACAAGCAGCAAGGUGGAUUCGGGAGAGCGCGAUGCAGAGCUGUGAGAGAAUGAACGACGAAAACCUUCAACGUUUCCAAAUGAUGUGCACUCAACCUGGACCUCAAUGGAUUGCCGUCGGUGUGGUCAAGUUAGGGGGUGAUGGAAGCUUGGGCCAACUUCAAACACAAGGUUAUGUAUGGGUAAUGUAUGGAUGGAUCAGGAUGAGGGACGGGAUUGUAAAUGGAGAUGUUUCUAAACUUGUCACCCGGCGGUCGACCAACAAAGCGAAUAGAGAUUAGUCUGGUCUGACAGCGGUAGCAUAGGUACCUAGUCAGACACAGGACAGA